GAAAUGUUCAUUCCGGGUUCGUUUCAGAGAGUCUGAUAAAGAAACGCGAUGUUGUGAAUCAGAUCAAAACGUCGAAGGUACUCAGUCUUAAAAGAGAAAAAAUGUCUAGCAGUGAUGAUAGAUGUGUCGAACGUGAGGUCUCUUCAAAACAUUGUCAAAACAUCCCUCAUCUGGAGGAACAAACGUCAGCAUCUUCUUGUGAGAAGCCUUUCCAAUGUGGGAUGUGCUUAAAGUGCUUCUCUUACAAGUGGCGGAUUAAGCAGCAUAUGAGGAUCCACAUUGGUGAACGACCAUAUCAGUGUGAGGUGUGCAGAAAGUGUUUUCUUGAGAAAAGAUACUUGAAACAGCAUAUAUUAAUUCACAAUGGAGAUAAGAAUUUCAAAUGUGAUGUUUGUUCAAAAUCAUUCUUACUAAAUCAAGUCUUGAAACAACACAUGUUGAUUCACACAGGUAUUAAGAAUUUUAAAUGUGAGGUAUGUGCAAAAUGUUUCUUACAAAAUAGCGACUUGGAACGACACAUGUUGGUUCACACUGGCGUUAAGAAUUUCAAAUGUGACGUAUGUGCAAAAUGUUUCUCACAAAAUGCUGGCUUGAAACGACAUAUGUUGGCUCACACUGGUGUUAAGAAUUUCAAAUGUGAGGUAUGUGCAAAAUGUUUUUCAGAAAAUAAUAGCUUGAAGCAACAUAUGUUCGUUCACACAGGUGUUAAGAGUUUCAAAUGUGAGGUAUGUGCAAAGUGUUUCUCACGAAAUACCAACUUGAAACAACAUAUGUUGGUUCACACUGGUGUUAAGAAUUUCAAAUGUGAAGUAUGUGCAAAACGUUUGUCAAGCAAUGGCAGAUUGAAACAACAUAUGAACAUCCACACUGGUGUUCAGAAUUUUAAGUGUGAUGUAUGUGCAAAAACGUUCCCAAGCAAUUACAGCUUGAAACGACAUAUGUUGAUUAACACAGGUCUUAAGAAUUUCAAAUGCGAUGUAUGUGCAAAAUGUUUCACACAAAAUACCCACCUGAAACAUCAUAUGAACACCCACACUGGUGAUAAGAAUUUCAAAUGUGAGAUAUGUGCAAAAUGUUUCUCAUACAAUAGCAGCUUGAAACACCAUGGUUGUUCACAGAAGUAAUAAACCUUUCAGGUGUGACGCGUGCACAGAAUGUUUCUCUCACGGUUAUCAGCUGAAAAGCCAUUUGUUAUUCAUAGAAAUUAGAAACGUUUAACACGUUGAAAAUGCACAGACUGGUUUAACAUAAAUAGAGAAUAUUAUAUGAGUGUCCAUGACAGACGAUGUUUACGACACGAGUGCCUAA
Messenger RNA from Gigantopelta aegis, 1308 nucleotides. Its product is annotated as gastrula zinc finger protein xLCGF3.1-like. Gene Ontology annotation, biological process: regulation of transcription by RNA polymerase II. The record is from RefSeq and is a predicted model, not a curated record. The transcript has a single exon. The coding region runs from base 102 to 1124 and encodes 340 amino acids. Gene Ontology annotation, molecular function: RNA polymerase II cis-regulatory region sequence-specific DNA binding; DNA-binding transcription factor activity. NCBI's taxonomy places the organism in Eukaryota, Metazoa, Mollusca, Gastropoda, Neomphalida, Peltospiridae.